AUGUCAGCUCAAGGCAGUAAACCACACGAGCUUCGGACAGCAACAGAACCUCGACAGAACUCCCUCUAUAAGCUGAGGGUGUCCUAUAUAUCCCAGGUCAACCCAACCAUACGACUUAUCCGAUUUAAUAAUUUUUGUGGCUGUGCCUCACUUGAUUGGUCUAAAGAUAAUUCAGAGGAUUUGACGUAUAACCAGCAGCCGCCUUUGGAAUUUUUACCCGGCCAGUGGCUUGACGUUCAUAUACCAAACAUUAAACAUGCUGGGGGUUUUACAAUAACUUCCACCCACCAGGAUGCUUCUACUCAAGGAGACAUUGAUGGAAAUGAUAACCAUCUGCCAUAUGUUGAACUAGCUGUCCAAUAUUCACCUAGUAACCCAGCUGCUAAGUGGUUUUGGCAGCCUAUAGAGCAAAUAUUAGGUGCUUAUGUCAAAGUUAGGAUUGGCGGCGGGUUUGUAUGGCCGCCACCAAAUGGUAUGGCAUUAGAUGAGAUCAAGAACAUCGUGUUUGUGGCUGGUGGCGUUGGUAUCAAGAUCCCUUCGCCGUCCACGCCUAUUAACAUGGCAAGGCCGGGUGAAGCCGUGAAAAUUUUGGCCACCGAUAGGCCAUCUAAAAUUUUAUUUCUAGACCGUCUUCUGCAAAUCAGUCGCGACUGGAACCGAGCAAAAGAUAACGCUGAUCCCAUCGACUUGCAACUGUUCCUCGCAAAUUCAUACCUAGAAAAUAGAGGAGGUAAUAAGGUUGAUUUUCACUCCAGUAUACUGGAUACAGACAAGCAUAUAACGGUUCAUUCCCGACGAAUUGAAGCAAGCGAUCUACACAAAGCUGUGGGUGAAAGUGACGAGCUAAGGAGUGGUACGAUAUGCUACGUUUGUGGUCCGCCGGUAAUGACUGAUGAGUUCGUUAAGGAAUUGGAGACAUUCAUUGGCAGCGAAGACGACAAAACAAGGGGAAGAGUGUUAUAUGAAAAGUGGUGGUAA
Trichophyton verrucosum HKI 0517 is the source of this 978-nucleotide messenger RNA. RefSeq lists its product as uncharacterized. Gene Ontology annotation, cellular component: mitochondrion. Bases 1 to 978 code for a protein of 325 amino acids. The record is from RefSeq and is a predicted model, not a curated record. NCBI's taxonomy places the organism in Eukaryota, Fungi, Ascomycota, Eurotiomycetes, Onygenales, Arthrodermataceae. The transcript has 3 exons. Gene Ontology annotation, molecular function: oxidoreductase activity.